AUGUGCAAAAUCCAACCGGGACAGUUGGUGCUUUGGAAGCAGGACGAUGAGGACAUUCCCCGAGGGGAUAUUGGUGAAGUGAUCCGCCUUGCCGGUGAUGGAAAGAAGUUUUCAAUCCAGUGGCCCAAAGGACAUUGGAGUAUGAGGAUCAUGGAGAUUGAGAAGCUGCAAUUUCAGAAGGGAGAUCGUGUGCAGUGGAUCAAGUCGGACGAUGACAUCCCGGAGGGCGCUAUUGGUGUGGUCAUGUGCGUGAAGUAUGUUGAAGAUUCCGGGCAGAAGCUUUAUGUGAAUUUCCCAAGUGGUAGAUAUUCCUUCUGGCCGCAUACGCUGGAAGCAGUGAACUUUGAUACUGACGGAGCACAGCAGUUGAAGCUGACCUUCAAGCGCUUCGAUGCCAAUGGAGAUGGCAAGCUCUCAGAGGAGGAGUUCAUGAGUGUGCUGGGCAAGUUGGGAGGGGGGGGAGGUGGGUUGGCCCCAGAGGAGUGUAAACAGCUUUUUGACGCUUUGGACAAAGAUGAUAAUGGAAAGUUGACGGUCAAUGAGUUUAUUGACUACGUCUUGUCCGAUGCUUCUCAAGCCGCCAAAAUGGUCUUGGCGGACGGCUUUGGCUUUGAUGGAUUGCUGGGGAUUUCCGACGAUGAGGAUGAUUAUGAUGAUGAGGCAGAUGAAGCAGGUAUGAAGGGAAGGCCUUGCGAGGAGGCUCCGCCACUGAAAAGUUCCUACAACCCCGAGACAUCCGAAGGGGUCGAUGCAGAAACCGAAGUCUCCAAGGCGGAGUGGGCCACCGCUAUGCUGACGGUGGGCAUCCCCCGUGCUGCUGCGCUGGCCAGUUUCGAGGCUGUGGUGGAGGAGCUUGGAGGAAACCAGGAGGUUUUGAGGCUUGAAGAUCUGGCCUGUGAGCUGAAUGGCAUGGGUGGUGCAGCAGGUGUUGAGGAACUUCGUGGUCCAGUUGGAAAGGUGAAACAUGGCGAAGUUGAAAUCGUCGAUUUGGGCACCCCAUCCGAAGAGGUCGACUUUGAAAGGGAUUUGGCCCGGAAGACCGGCCUGGACGGCCUGGUCUUUGACCUUCAUUACAACAACCACUCGCCGCAAGACGCAUUCAAGCAUCUUCCCAAGGCCAAGCUUUCCGCCCUUGAAAGGAAUAUCUUAGGCGAGAUGAGUGAGGAGGAGUUGGUGGAGGCGGUGCUUUGCUACUGGGAGUCCUCCGCGACCUUGAGCGCAGUGGCCUCCUGGCAGAGGUGCCGCGAGAACUGCUUGCGCGAAGUCCAGGAGAUCAUCGAUGAGUGCAAGAGCCGUGGCGAGAAAUACAGAGACGAAUCCUUUGACCCGCUGGAAAAUGAGGGCAAGGUGCUGUGGGUGGACAAGAAGAAACCUGGCUGGGAUAACUCGGUCACGCAACCCGACGGCUGGACCAGUGCCACCGAAGUGGUUGGUGUGCGGCAUCCGUGCAUCCACAAAAAAGGUGCCAGUGCCUCUGAUGUAGAACAAGGACACAUUGGCAAUUGCUUCUUCGUGGCAGCUGUAGCGGCAAUGGCUGGCACCCGAAGGUCCUUCUUGCGACAAGCCCUAGUGGCAUAUGAUAUGGAGGUGGGUGUCUAUGGCGUGAUGUUCUGUGAAGAGAUGCAUUUUGUCUAUGAAAUUGUGGACGAUUUGAUCGGAACCAAGAGCAAACAUAGGUUCCUAUAUGCCAGAAGCGCCGAAGAUCUCGAAGAGCUUUGGGUACCAAUCAUCGAAAAGGCCUUCUUCAAGCACAUGACCUGCCUUGAAAUGUGUGAUGGCGGACAGACUUUUGAGGUGAUUCAGUCGUUUCUGGGUGGAGUGUGGGGCCAAUACCAUGCCGGCCGGAAGUCUCACAAUUUGUGGGAUAAAGUUGACCGAGGGUGCGAAAAUGGUGAAGUUCUGACUACCAGCUUCGUCAAACCGAGCAAGGGGCCGUAUGCCAACGUCGAAGGUGAGGAUGGCCGUUGUGGUGAACCGGGCAUCGGCAUGGGCCUCGUGGAAGGUCACGCCUACUCCCUGCUGCGCAGCGGCGAGGUUGAUGGACAUCGAUUGAUUUGCAGUCGAAAUCCUUGGGCCAGCCAUGAAUGGACCGGUCCGUGGUCAGAUGCUUCGAACAAGUGGAACGACGAACGUCGCAAGAAGUUGGGCCUCAAGAAAAGGAAUGAUGGUACCUUUUGGAUGGAAGAUAAAGAUUUCGUUCAGCUCUCCAAAGGUGUGAAAUUCAAUCGGACCUUUGGACCGACCUGGCAGUGCUGUGCCCAGUAUGGACGCUUCGGCAAGGAACCGCCCUUCACCGCCCUGGCCAAGCGUUCUUACCGUGCCUGCGAGGACGGCGAGAUCAACCUCACGCGGGGAGAGAAGUUGGAGGUCACUGGUAAUUCCGGAAAAUGGUUGUAUGGAGUCAAUAAGACCACUGGGAAGGAGGGUUACUUCCGAAGCAGCGAUGUGGACAUGAGGUGCGAAGAUACCUUCAAGUACGAGCUUACUUUUGAGAGUGUGGCAGAAGAUGCUCGGAUCACUGUGGGAGUGUUUCGGCAGGACCAGAUCAAGUGCCGGGAGUGGUACAAGCGGAAGCAAGAUGGCCAGCACUACAAGGAUAAGUAUUAUCCUCAGGCAGAUCUCCACAUCUAUGGCUCAGAUGGCAGCAGGAUCACAAAGGUAACGCUGGGGAAACGUGACCGAUCAGAAUGGUAUUCCUUGAAACCGUCCUUGGGACCAUUCAAAGUCUAUGUCUCUUGCAAAGCAACCAAAGGCCGCCGCUUCGCCCUUUAUGCCUUUGCUCCUCAUGGUGAACUCCGUUGGAAAAGACUUGAUUGCGAGCGGUCCAGGUGGAUCGCCGAGGUGGGAGAGCAAAUGGAAAUGGACAAUAUGCGGGAGAAUAUCUACAGCCAAGCCAGUGAAGCCCUUGAUGACUACAUUCACCUUGGCUAUUCCCUUAUGAAGGACUAUCCCGGAGUGGCCUCACAGGUGAUGGACGUGGCCCACACCGUGGGAGACCUGAUGAAUGCAGGGGGAGUUCAGCAGGCGGCCGACCGUGUGAGGGACUUUGUGGAUUCGGACCAGGUGCAGAACUUGACCAACCAAGUCAAGGAUCUCAUGAACAGCGAUCAGGCACAAGGGAUGGUGGAUCAAGUGGGCGGCCUCAUGAAUCGCGCCAAGUCGUUGUGGGGAUGA
Messenger RNA from Effrenium voratum, 3174 nucleotides. NCBI's taxonomy places the organism in Eukaryota, Dinophyceae, Suessiales, Symbiodiniaceae. The record is from the annotation of a GenBank genome assembly.